AUGGCAACCAUUAUUGCUGGCACCUCAACAUCUUCGAUCAUCCGCACGGGUCUUGUGCACAAGCAAUCUCUUGGAGUCUCAUUCCAGACCGUUGUUGGAUUGCCAUCAAUGGCUAAGGUUGGAAGAGUGAGGUGUUCCAUUGAAGGAAAGCAUGAUGUGCAAGAAAGCAGCCCAAACAUAGGAAUGGGAGCAUCCUUGAUAGCAGCUAUCUCUGCUGCAACCUUGUCAAGCCCAGCAGCCAUGGCUUUGGUAGAUGAGAGAAUGAGCACUGAAGGAACUGGGCUUCCCUUUGGGCUUAGCAAUAAUCUUCUUGGUUGGAUCUUGUUUGGUGUUUUCGGUCUUAUCUGGGCUCUGUAUUUUAUCUACGCCUCCUCCCUUGAUGAGGAUGAUGAUUCCGGAUUGUCUCUGUAA
Lathyrus sativus (Indian pea) is the source of this 411-nucleotide messenger RNA. The record is from the annotation of a GenBank genome assembly. NCBI's taxonomy places the organism in Eukaryota, Viridiplantae, Streptophyta, Magnoliopsida, Fabales, Fabaceae.